This is a messenger RNA of Suncus etruscus (white-toothed pygmy shrew), 1575 nucleotides long. RefSeq names its product ADAM like decysin 1 (gene ADAMDEC1). Gene Ontology annotation, biological process: proteolysis. Lineage: Eukaryota; Metazoa; Chordata; Mammalia; Eulipotyphla; Soricidae. Gene Ontology annotation, molecular function: metalloendopeptidase activity. The record is from RefSeq and is a predicted model, not a curated record.
AUGCCUUUGAUCCUGCUCUCCAUAUUCUGUCUCAUUAUUCCAACUCAAGCAAUAGUCAUGGAGGAAACACCUGAAUCUAAGUACUAUGAAGUUGUUCAUCCUAAAAAGUUGCACAUUUUGCACAAAAGGGAAUUACAGAACAAUCAGAAAGAGAAACUUGGCAGAGAGGAAACAUAUGAUCCUGAAAUUCAAUAUCAAAUUAAAAUAAAAGGAGAAGAGGUCAUUCUUUACCUGCAAAAAACCAAGAAUCUCCUGGGGCCAGACUACAGUGAAACAUAUUAUUCACCCACAGGAGAGGAAGUCACCACAAGACCGAAGGACAUGGACCAUUGCUACUAUGAAGGGCACAUCAUAAAUGAAAAGAACACUGUUGCCAGCAUUAGUACUUGUCAUGGAUUGAGAGGCUACUUCACACAUCAUGAUCAAAAAUACAUGAUAAAGCCUUUGAAAAGUACAGAUGAAGAAGACCAUGCUGUCCUCACAAAUAAUCAAGAGGACUUAGAUUCAACUAACUACACCUGUGGCAAGAGAAAUGUGGGCAGUGAAAGUCUUCUAAGAACUGCAAGGUCACUCAAUAGCCCAGGACAAAAUGAAUUCCUUCAAGCUGAUAAAUACAUUGAUCUCUUUUUGGUGCUGGAUAAUGCCUUUUACAACAACUAUAAUAGGAAUCUCACGAUGAUAAGAAGCUUUGUUUUUGAAGUGAUGAAUUUACUCAAUGUGAUUUAUAAAACCUUAAAUAUACAAGUGGUCUUGGUAGGUAUGGAAAUAUGGUCCAAUGGUGAUAAAAUAGAGGUGGUGCCCAAUGCAGGAAACACCUUUUCCAAUUUCCUGAAUUGGCAUCGUUCCAACUUGCGGAAUCAGAAGCUCCAUGACCAUAUUCAGUUACUCAGUGGAAUUAACUUCAAGAAACCCCAGGUGGGAUUGGCAGCUUCAAAUUCCUUGUGUUCCUCAUCUUCAAUUGCUGUUAUUGAGGCUAAGAACAAAAACAGUGUAUCUCUAGUAGGAAUCAUGGCACAUGAGUUGGGUCAUGUCCUUGGAAUGCCUGCUGUCCAUUAUUUCUACAAAGUGCCCCUUCUGGGUAGUUGUGUAAUGGAAUCCAAUCUUAGUUCGAAAUUCCCAAAAGAUUUUAGUACAAUCAGCCACUCUCGUUUUGAAAAAUUUAUUUUGUCUAAAAAGCCAAAGUGCCUGCUACAAGCACCUAAUCCUAAAAGUAUAAUGCCAGAACCAGUGUGUGGAAACAAGCUUCUGGAAAGUGAGAAAGACUGUGAUAGUGGCUCCCCCAAGGAAUGCACAAAUCUUUGCUGUGAGACUGAGACCUGUAAAUUCAAACCUGGGAAUGGCUGUGGAGGCACUCUGAACCAUCUCAAGAGACUUUCGCCCACCAGAAGACUUUGCCCAGGAGGCCAGUCAGCCAUGAACAGAGAACAGAAAGCAGAUGUCCUCAACCUUGGAGUGCGCCCUGCAGGGUGGUCGCUUUUCCGCAGCGGGAGAGCUCAGCCCUACAGCUCAGAGCUCCUACCGCGCCCUGUUCCUGCAUUUCACUCUUUUCCCCUGAGUCAUAGGAUCUGUGACUAG